AUGGACGCCAAGGAUCGUCUCCCGUCUAAUGAACAGACCCUCCCGGUCUUGUCUCGGUCUGCAUGGCCAGUGACUGAUCCCAUCCUCCAAGGACACUACGCUGUACCUGCUCAGGCCUCAGAAGUCCUCACAAAAGCCGAGAUUACAUCCGGCACAACCCCUCAGCCCUCCCAACCUUCUCAGCCUACAAGCGCCGGCCGCAAUGCCCCGUCCAAAGUCCGCAAGCCCCGCAAGACCAACAAUGCAUCGGCCGGGAAGUCGACCCUGUUCUGGGUCCAUAGCGACCAGAAGUCGGCCGCAGAGGGCACCAAAGAAGAAACCCUGAAGCGCAUUCGGUCCCAUGUGAUGUCGGAACACAAUCGGAAGAAGAGACGCGACAAUACAAAACGAUACAAGCAUCAGACCUGGCAGCAACCAGACUCGCAGCCCCCAGUGAAGACCGCGGGCUCUGCUCUCCCACCGGCCACCUCGUCCAGCAGUCACCAGAGUCCCGCGAUUGAAAAUGUGCCCAUCAAACAAGAGUUUGUGUCAACCUCAGCGGUGGACUACCCGGUCGCACCGGGGCCGACCUGGGGUGGAAGCGACUUCUAUGGCACUGUGGCCUAUCCCGCCAAAUCGUCCCCGUCUGCAUGGUCCUACGUGGGGCAAGGAGCCGGCGAUCCUUUCAAUACUGGGCAUACUCAGCUGACGGAACGAAUGAUGCGGCACCUACAUAGCUUCCUCUGGGACUUGACCCAGCAAGCGCAUCCGUUGCAGACGCGAUAUAAUCCUAAAUUGCAGGCCCAUUGGAGCUCCUUGGUUCAACGGGACCCGGCCAUCCUGCACGCUGCGAUUUGUAUGGUUACGUCCAAUGCCGCCAUGCGCGCGGGCGAGCUGCCUGUCACGGACCCGACGAAGCAACGGAGUGUGCUGGUGCUUGACACUUUCCACCACCGGGGGAGACUAUUCGGCUGGUCAACGAAUAUUGCGUCGGGCAACCCCGAUUAUCUCAAAAUUCACCUGGCAGGGUUGCGGCAGAUGAUCGCCCUCCGCAACAGUUUCGCCGAUGUCCCUUCAGAUGUCCGCUUCCAAAUCUCAUGGACCGACAUCCGGGUUGCAUGCAUGGCGCACGCCAAACCCAUUUUCCCCUUCGUCCGCGACGUCCGACCAGCGGGACUCUCACUCCUCCCACCCAACGACGACGUAGCCCUCCUCGCAACGCGCAUGUUCCCAUUCAUCAAGAUCCCCGGCAUUUUCGGCGCCGCCAUGUCGCAACUCAUCUACGACCUCCUCGAGCUCACAUGGUACGCCGAGUGGAUCAAGGGCAACACGGGGCACCAGCAAUUCAACGAGGACACCGAGGAGUACUUCAACACGGAGGUGCUGUAUGUCGAGUACUCGCUGCACAUGGACCGGUACACGGCCACGGGCCAGGUCAAGGGCGACGCCUCCAUCGAGGGCUGCUGCCGCCUCGCGUGUCUGCUGUUCCACAACUCUGCGAUCUGGAACUUCUACCCGCAGAUUGCCCCGCUGUUGCCCAAGCCUAUCCUCGCCCUGCGCGCUGCCCUCGAGAUGACCAUUCCGUCUGGUCUGUUUGCUCUCUGUCGCGACUUGCUGAUCUGGUUGCUCUUUGUUGGUGCUGCCUGCAGCGCGGCUUUGCCUCAGGAGCGCGCGUUUUUCGUUGCCGAAUUGGCUGCGGCUGCCCGUCUUCAGGGUGUUGGCUCGUGGCAGGAGACUCGGACUAUCCUCAUGGGAUUCUUCUAUGUCGACCGUGUGCACUUGCCUAUGAUUCGCCAGAUUUGGAAGGAGGUGCAGUUGCAAUUGGACCCACCGGUUUAG
This is a messenger RNA of Penicillium alfredii, 1818 nucleotides long. RefSeq lists its product as uncharacterized. The record is from RefSeq and is a predicted model, not a curated record. Lineage: Eukaryota; Fungi; Ascomycota; Eurotiomycetes; Eurotiales; Aspergillaceae. Bases 1 to 1818 code for a protein of 605 amino acids. The transcript is spliced from 4 exons.